AUGGCCAAAACUUCCAAAGCCACGAAAAGGUUUCAAAGCAAACACUUGAAGCACACAAUCGACCACCGUCGGAAAGUGCAAAAACACAAUAAACUAAAAGGCCUGAGUAAGAAAUCCACUGCUCCAGAUGGCGAUGAGGUAAAGCCAGAGAAGAAGUCCACCAAGCCUGUUUUCGAUGAUAUGUCCAUGGAAGACUUUUUUGAGCUGGAUAUGAAGCUUCCUACGCCUAAGAAGGGUACUAAGGUUAGUGCUGGUUCUGAGGACAAGGAUGAAGACGAGGAUGAGGAACAGUCUGAGGAUAUCGAAUUGGAUGAUUCUGAAGAGGAGGCUGGUGCUGGUGCUGCUUCUGACGAGGAAGGAGAAUCUUCUGAAGAGGAGGACGAGGAACAGCUUAAAGAGGAGAUGGAUAAGCUUGCCGAGAAGGAUCCAGAGUUUUACAGUUACUUGCAGAAGAACGAUAAGGCGCUUUUGGACUUUGAGGGUGUUAACCCAAUGGACGCUAUGAGCGAUGAUGAAGAUGACGAGGAGGAAGAGGGAGAAGAGGAUGAAGAGCCAGAGAAGAAGCAAAAGACCCAGAAGAAGAAAACUGAUAUCACCAAAGAGCUUCUUAUUUCUUGGGACAAGAAGUUGAAGACUCCUACUACGAAGGUUGUCCAGAACGUUGUGGCUGCUUUCAAGGCUGGUGUCAAUAUCAAUAUUUCUGAGGAGGAUAAUGGCCGUUACACUGUUAGCGAUCCAUCUGUUUUCGCCGAUUUGAUGUUCAUUGGCUUGAGAAGUGUGCCUGACGCUAUCCAGAAGUUGGCUCCAUACAAGGUCAACUCUAAGGGUAUCAGAAGCUUGGACGAAAAGAACGAAAACACCAACCAAAUUGCUAGAAUCUUGAAGAGUCAGGCUGGCGCCUACAUUACGCUUUUGGAGGAUAUCAGCAACACCGAAACUGCCGCUUUGGUCUUGAGUUCUCUCCAGGAUGUCUUGCCAUUCUACUUGUCUCACAGAAAGAUCCUUAAGCAGAUUUACACUGCUGUUGUGGACGUCUGGGCCACCACUCAGAACCUUGAAACCCAGAUCGCUGCAUACGCUUUCAUGAACAACUCUGCCAGAGAGUUCCCCAAGGCCGUUUUGGAGAUUAUCUUAAAACAAACCUACUCCUCGUUCUUGAAGGCAUGCAGAAAGACCAACAUCCACACCAUGGACUUGAUCAACUUUGCCAAGAACUCUGCAUCUGAGUUGUUCGGUAUCAACGAGCAAUUGUCGUACCAGGUUGGCUUCGAAUACGUCCGUCAGUUGGCCAUCCACUUGCGUACCACCAUCACCAACACCAGUAAGCGCCUGGCCACCUCUGAAAACAAGGAGGCCUACAAAAUCAUCUACAACUGGCAAUACUGCCAUUCCUUGGAUUUCUGGUCCAGAGUGUUGUCCCAGCAAUGCAACCCUGAGAUCGAAGAAACCAAGCACAAGAACAAGGAGUCCCCAUUGAGAUCCUUGAUCUACCCAUUGGUUCAGGUCACCUUGGGUACCAUCAGAUUGAUCCCUACUCCCCAGUUCUACCCAUUGAGAUUCUACUUGAUCCGUUCCUUGAUUAGACUUUCUCAGAACACUGGUGUUUACAUUCCUAUUUACCCACUCAUCCAGGAGAUCUUGACCUCUAGUCUUUUCAAGAAGCCAGCCAAGAGCGUCAGCUUGCCUGCGUUUGACUUUGAGCACAACAUUAAAGCUGGCCAGCAAUACUUGGGUACGAGGGUUUACCAGGAAGGUGUUUGUGAACAGUUCAUUGACUUGACAAGUGAAUUCUUUGUGUUGUACUGUAAGAGCGCUGCUUUCCCUGAGCUUAUCACUCCUCCAGUGAUUGCCCUUAGGCGUUUCUUGAAGAAGUCGAGACUUAUAAAGUUCAACAAACAGGUUCAGCAGCUUGUGGAAAAGUUGACCUCAAACGCUCAUCUUAUAACCUCCAAGAGAUCCAAGAUCCAGUAUGGUCCUUCCAACAAGGCUGAAGUUCGUACUUUCAUGAAGGACACUAAAUGGGAAACCACUCCUUUGGGUCAGUAUGUCACUGUCCACAGAAGAAGCAGAGAGGAGAAGUUGAGACUCUUGAAGGAAGCUGUGCUUGAAGAAGAGGAGGCCAAGAAGAAGUCCAAGUCUAAGGAUGUCGAGAUGGAAGAUGCUUUGAACACGUCUGAAAGUGAAGGAGAGGACGACGAAGACGCUGAAGGUUCUGAUGACGAGUAA
Messenger RNA from Candidozyma haemuli, 2226 nucleotides. It is a transcript of the gene NOC2, whose product is annotated as mRNA-binding ribosome synthesis protein. Bases 1 to 2226 code for a protein of 741 amino acids. The record is from RefSeq and is a predicted model, not a curated record. Gene Ontology annotation, cellular component: Noc1p-Noc2p complex; nucleoplasm; Noc2p-Noc3p complex. Lineage: Eukaryota; Fungi; Ascomycota; Pichiomycetes; Serinales; Metschnikowiaceae. Gene Ontology annotation, biological process: ribosomal large subunit biogenesis. The transcript has a single exon.